Messenger RNA from Mercenaria mercenaria, 1950 nucleotides. RefSeq lists its product as uncharacterized. The transcript has 5 exons. Bases 1060 to 1950 code for a protein of 296 amino acids. The record is from RefSeq and is a predicted model, not a curated record. NCBI's taxonomy places the organism in Eukaryota, Metazoa, Mollusca, Bivalvia, Venerida, Veneridae.
CAGAACACACGGCUUAUACGGUUGGCCACCCGUGUAAACCGUACAUACAACCGAACCAACCGUGGCCUUAUCCGAGUUACACUCGGGCCAUUCGAGUGUAUUCGUGAAGGCCGUGUAUGAUUUUUAAAACUUUUAAAAAACUGGCACGGGUGCCAUGUCCGUGUAUGAUCGUAUUAGCGAUCGUACAAGACCGUGAGAGACCGUGUGAGACCGUACGAGACCGUAUAUACAACCGCACAUGAAGUCCACUCCACGAGUGAGCUCAACCGUGUCAAUAUCGUAUAUAAAUCGUAUUGAAUCGUGUGAAACCGUUCCCAAGUCCUACAUCCAACACCCGGAUUAACACUCGAAUGUCACACGAUCACCGUACGAUUCACACGAGUGUACACACGGUUUCAUACGAUCGCCAUACGACCAAUACGGUUCAAGUACGAAUUAUACAUGGUCAAGUACGACCAGACACGGUCUCUACGUCUGUACAAAGCUCGUGUAUGAUCAUACAGCACUCGAACACAACAGAAAACACAACUACCUGCUGCCACCUUGAAACAACAGAGUACUUGCUACAUAAUGCCUCCAAAGAAGAAGAAGGUCCCCAAAAGAAUCCCCAUGGAAGAUUUUCCCAGCGAGAAUACAAAAAGGGCCACCAAGGCCCUCCGACCACUUCAACCUGUUGACCCUGUCGACCCUGAUGAGCUGCAGGACCCGCUGGCACCACCUGACGAGAUACCCAGAGAUUCAGACUCGGAUGCCAGCUCGAUGGGCCCUCCAGGAACUGCUGCACCCUCGAAAAAAAGAACCAUCCAGCGCAUCACCCGAAAACUCACCGAUGCCGAGGAAGUCGAUGUGAUAGAGUGGAUCCAGGCUAACCCCAGUAUUUUCAACAAGGCGCAUGCUGAUUACAAAAACACGAAGAAGCGGGACCAGUUGUUCGCCGACUAAGCCGACCAGCUUGGAGAGGGGUUGACCGGACAGGACCUAUACAAAUGGUAUCUUGGGCAGCGUACGGCGUUUACAAAGUUGAUCAAGCGUCCGGCCAGUGGCAGUGGUACAGUCUUGAUGACCGCCCGACAGCAGUUGGUGGUAGAGAGCAUGUCCUUCCUCAAGUGGCAUUGUACAUCGAUCCCCGUACGGAAAGGUGUGGAUUUGACUGCUGCCAGGAAGAAGCGGUACGGCGAUGCACCCUCACAGAACAUACCAGCCUCAGACCCAGCUGCACCAGAAGAUGCACCGUCUACACCUUCUACAGCUUCAGUCCACUCAGAUUCAGAUCUGCUAGAAGAGAGGGAAGCUUUGACACAGGAGUUGAGACAACUGAGGCAAGAAAGGACUGACGCGGCAGCUGUCACCACCAGACAACUGACACACCUAAUGCGCCAAAUGACGCCAUCUCUCCGGGAUCAGUUCAUGACCGAAACCCUUGCCUCCGCCGUGCGUUAUGUGGACCUCUCCAGGGAGCAGACCAAGCAGCUGCCACCCCAGCAGCUUCCCUCUGUACCAGCACAGCAGCAUCAGCCCAUCCUCCAGGACUUCAGGACCCCUCAACGCCCAAUGCACCAGGCACAGCAGCAGCCACCACAGUAUGCCCAGGACCACGCACAGCAACUGAAUCCCCCCACCACUGAGACAGAGAGACGACACUUCUUCACCACACUUCAAGGCUGCUAUCCAGAUUUUACUGGAUCUUCAUGUCCACCACCAGCCCCUACCUAUGCAACACUAACUGUUCGUCGCACCCCAACAGCCACAGUGACCACAGAUGGUAUCAUUGCAGGUGCUGCUGCUGCUGCAGGAAUACCUUCAUUUUCUACUACCAUCGUCCAAAGUCCCACCGUGAGCACACCACAGAUGGCCAGUACACCCACCACUCAGCCUGCUGACGCAAGUCAGAACAUGUCUUCGUUUAUGAGGGAUAUGAUUCAGGACGGUGACGAGACUACCUCAUACUGA